This is a messenger RNA of Mizuhopecten yessoensis (Yesso scallop), 4226 nucleotides long. Its product is annotated as location of vulva defective 1-like. The record is from RefSeq and is a predicted model, not a curated record. NCBI's taxonomy places the organism in Eukaryota, Metazoa, Mollusca, Bivalvia, Pectinida, Pectinidae. The coding region runs from base 40 to 1767 and encodes 575 amino acids. The transcript has 9 exons.
GUGACUAUACACAACAAAUAUGGAAAUGAACUAUGUAGCAUGUUUUUUGAAACACCAAAUACCAAUCGGUCCUUCGAAUCGUGGCUCAAAGAAUCUACAUUAUUUGGAUGGAGCUACAAACUACCAACUGAUGCCAAAUUCCAGACAGGGCGCCCAUUUUUCGAUUUGUAUGUAUCUGACAACACCGAUGACGAUAAAGCUUGGAUUGCUGUUGCUUUGUGGAAUUCUUCCAUCGUCAGCCUUACCAACCAUACGCCUAUGUUCUUGUGUUCGACCAGCCAUGACCAACCGCACACACUGAUGAAAGAGACCAUAGCUACCGUACCACCAGUCACAUUGACCGUUGGUGGAUGUUAUCCCUGGUAUAACACAGCCUCCAACCUAGCAUUUACCAACACGGCGUCCAUGACAGUCGAAAUGUGCAUGACUGAAUGUGUAUCACAGGCUACUGUUUACGCGUUCCUAGAGUCCGGUAACAAGUGUAACUGUGGAGACAUAAUAGGAGCCUCGAUAGACUCACCAGGACACUGUGGGGGAGGGUGCGCGGGGGACAGUGCCCAGGUCUGUGGAACGACAGACGGAUUUUUUAUUGCAUAUGCUACAGGAGUCGGUGCAGGUUCCCAGGCUACCAAUUCUCCAACAACCGGUUCGUCCAGCGUGUCGCAUGAUGGCGUUCCAGGGUCCACGAUGUCGACAGUACUUUUGACUUCUGUGACAAAAACAAUCUUGGCAGGAGAUUUGAAUACAACUGUUGAGUUGACAUCCCCUACAUCCGGGUCACUUCUCUACAUUCGGGCAGUGGAGCUUUUGUACAAGGACAACUCUAAUACACCUGUGACUUCAACAUACAGCGUAUGGUACCAAUUACAUCCCGAAGGAGAACACAUCUUGGCAACAACAUUCGACCAGUCCAGCUAUCCACAGUUUUACCCGACAGACGGAGGAAGGAUUGAUCUGGAUGUGUUGCCAGCCUGGAAUCUUACCUUUGUAUUUUCCUCCACCCCUACUGAUGGACAGGCUGUGAUUACAAUAUAUACAAUCGGAGAUGAUGAUUUUGUGACCGGAUAUUUGUUUAGCAUAAUGAGUUUCAAGUCGAUUGAUGUGACAACAACAACAGCACAGGAGACACCAUCAACCACAGACACAGCGUCAACAAUAAGUGAAACAUCUACAAAGGCAGUAGAAACAACAACUAUCGAAAACGCUACCGCGGCCGAAACAACAACUCCAGAAGAAACAACUCAAUCAGAAAUAGCAACAACAACUAUCGAAUUAACAACACCACAUAUCGAAACAUCAACUGCGGGAAGUACAACAUCAAUGCAAGAAACAACAAUGUCAGUGGCAACAACAGAUUCAGAUGAAACAACAGCUUCAAAUGAAAUAACGACGAUAACACAUUUAGGCGAAACAACAACUGCAGUAAGUGCAAACUCAGUGGGAACAGAAACAACAGCUACUUUAUCAACAACAGAUCAAACGGCAUUAGUAACUGUGACAGCCAGUGUGUGUCUGUGUACAUGUGUUACUUCCAAUUUUAAUCUAACUGCAGAACAGUUAGAGGAGACGAUACAGGAAUUAAAGAAAUCAUUAACCGUAUCUAAAACCGAGCUAUCAUCCUAUAAAAGAAAACUUAUCAGUGCACCGGAUAGUCGACAGUCAGCAGCUAGCAUCGGAUAUGUCGGAGUGCUUGUAAUAGGAUUUGUUUUUGGGUCAGUCGUAUUUUGUGAUGGUAUAUCGCUUUAUCGCGCACUCGCGAAAAAAUAAAAAAAAGUGUUUACUCUUUGGUGGGAAAUAUUUUCUGAACAUUAAAUGCCUAUUAAGCAGCAACAUGAACACAAUGAUAAUAGUUUGUUUUGACAAGGAUUCAAUAAGUUAUACAGUGAAGCCUAUUAUCACUAUCGCUGAUGACAGAAAAUAAAAGGUGCAGGAUUUACUACAAUUCCGCGAUAGCAUAAGUAACAAUACAUCACUGCCCAUCCAGUGAGCACAUUAUUCAUCAAAGCACUGACGUGAUAAUGAUAUUGCAUUUAAUUUCCAAAGUUUUCAUAAAUAACAAUAAAAAUAUUUUCUACCACGAACAGUAAUACACCAGCAACAAUUUAAAGUGUAACUACGGAGAGAAUACUAAAUAAAAAAGUAUUACCCCUGAUACUAGUGUUUCUUAAGAGAUGUUCACAGUGUUACUACAUCGAGAAUAUUCAAACUGUAACUAGUGUUUCUUUAGACUGUUUACAGUGUUACUAUUGAGACAAUAUUACUGCUGUAACCAGUGUUUCUAUAGACAGUUUACAGUGUAGCUACGGAGAGAAAAUUACUGCUGUAACAAAUAUUUCGAUAAGCACAUGUUAUUGUGUAGCUACGGAGGAAAAAAUACUGCUGUAAUCAACGUUUUUAUAGCCACAUGUUAAAGUGUAGCUACGGAGAAAAAUAUAUUGCUGUAACCAGUGUUUCUAUAGCCACAUAUUACAGUGUAGCUACGGAGAGAAUAAUUAUUACUGUUGUAACUAACGUUUCUAUAGACACAUGUUACAGUAUACAUAUAGCUACGGAGUAAAAAAUGCUGUAACCAGUGUUUCAAUGACUCAUGCUACAGUGUAGCUACAUAGAAUAUUAUUGCUGUAACCAGUGUUUCUAGAGACAGUUUACAGUGUACUUACGGGAGAAAAUUAUUGCUGUAACCAGUGUUUCUAUAGACAACUUACAGUGCAACUAAGGAGAGAAAAUUACUACUGUAACCAAUAUUUCGAUAAGCACAUGCUAUAGUGUAGCUUCGGAGGAAAAUAAUAAUGCUGUAACCAAUGUUUCUAUUUGCACAUGUUACAGUGUAGCUACUACGACCGCUUAAGUGAUUAUUGUGUUUAUAUUGCAUUUUUUGUUAUUAUCAUGUUAAUACUAUUAAAAUAAACAAGCGAGUGUUACCAUGUCACAUUAGUAUCUAUUAUAUAUGUGUGUAUUUAAUUGUUAUUUUUGUUGUUUUUUCUGCAAUGUUCACCAAAGUUUGUUGAAUAGAAAGGAGGUGCAGGACGUUAGGGACUGAAACUGGAUUAACUAGGACAUUGUAACGGUAUUUUAUUAUUUUAAAUGUCUCAGGUGGUGACUCUCAAAUUGAUCAACAAAGACAAUGUAUUGUUGUAUGAAGUGUAUGCUUCCGUUAAUACCCCCAUCCCUAGUCCCACCCCAAUUCAAGACAAUGCCCUUGUCAUUAAGAGUGCUUUGUGUGUAAGUUACGUUUCUAAAAUAAAUAUUCUCAUUGUAUAAGGUGUUUUCAUGAUUUUAUUGUCUUCUAUCAUUAUUGUAUGUGCCUUCCUUCACUAGAUACUAGAUAAGCCUGCGUGGAGUAACAUAAUAAUGAUUUGUGACCUCAUGCAGGCAUUGCGGUAUCAGGUUAUCUGGACAAAACUAUUACCAUAGGAGACCUCUAAUCAUCCAACGGGUUGAUUUUAAAAUGUUUUAUAUUUAUCAAUCAAAACAUCAACAAUGAGUGAAAAUAUCUGUCAACGAAUGAAUUCCUGGAGGGAAAUGGAAGUAUUCGAAAUAAUUAAUUUUCGCAAAAUGUAAAAGUCAAAGGUAUAUGUAAAACAACUGUGUCUUGCAAAGCAUUAUUGAGAAAAUACUGAAUGUAAAUGUAAAAAUCUGUUUCUUUGCUAAAUAUGAAAGAAAAGAAAUAUCUAUCUCGCUAAAUGUUAUUGUUACAAUUUGUAUCUUUUUAAGUCAAAUACAAACUAUCACCUUAAGCGGGACAGUUUUGUUUAUUCUCAAAUUGUCCAUGGGUAUCAACAAAUGGAUCACUCUAAAAUCUAUGCAUAAAAGGAGUGCUGUAUACCAUUUUGAUUGCGUUGUUGCUCAAUUAAUACAUAAUUCAAUAAUCAUAUUUUAAUCAUUUUCGAGGAAGGUGAAAUGGAAAUCGUAUUUAAUGUGUAUAUGAAUAGACACAAAGCAGAUUUUAACAGGACGAUGUGAUUUGUAUUGUAUUUACCUGUAUUUUUACAAUAGAGAAUAGAUACAUACACAAACUGAAACACAGAAUCAUGUGUAUGGUGAGGGUGAAGGUACUAGGAUCUCUAUAAACGGGACAACAUACCUUCCUUAGUAUACACAUGGUAUAUUAUUUAUGGUAAUUACUUUAUGUAGUCAAACGUAAAUAGUUGAAAUUGAUAUUUUUUUGUACCGGCUAUAUAAUGAUAGAGCCAAGAGAUUGUCCUUCAGUAAACAAUAAACUGAUU